AUGAUGAUCCCCUACAGUUGCCCAGCACCACUUCGCAUCAGGUGUGUUGCCACCUGCAGGAGCCAAAAGGCUUUGAAAUUUGGGAGGGCCAGGAAUAAAAUACAUGUCAGCACAUAUAAGUUCACCACUUUUUGUGCACUAACCGAUGGAGAGACGGUAUAUCUGUCGGUUAGAAAUGGCAGUGACCCAGAAUUCGAAGAGGGGCAGUCAUACGUGGUUAAGAACUUCACCCUCUCACAAAAAUAUGGGCGGCCAUGCUUGUUUGUCAAUCAAGCAACAAUUACAUUUAAAACGACUCCACUGGCCAUAACGGAGGAGGCCAAGAGAGCAGCAAAAGAGGCCCUCUGUCCACCUUCCCCACUAAAGACUGGUGACGAAGAUGACAUCUUCUCAAAUAGGAGCUACCUUAGUCUCCAGGGGCAGAUAGAAAAAGUAGAAGUGGCCAGGAUGACCAGAGGACAGGUGCCCAUCCUGGAUCUGCGGAUUAAAUGCGGUUCCACAGUACAAGAUAUUUCACUGUGGAGAGAAGAGGCACUAAGUGAGCUGUAUGUUGGGGACAUGGUGGAGCUCACCGACCUAAAGGCCACCAUAACACCAGAUGGAAAGGGCAAAUUUGCCUCUUCCAACCACACAACUGUCAAGAUUAUUGACCAGCAGAUCCAGGAGGAAGAGCUUGCGAUAACUGGGGUGUCAGAAAAAAAUGAAAAGCUCAUCCUUCUCGACAGUAGGCUGGACGACUAUGUUGUCCCAGCCCAUUUCUAUCCCCGAUUUCCCCCUCCCGAUAAUCGGACCAAAAAUCAUGUCGAGCACCUCGAUCGGUCUGAUGUUCGUUGCGGAUUAUCUGUAAACCAACUACCACUGAAACUGAAAGUUCGGCAUAUACAAAGCCAUGUCCUUAACAUAAAAUGCCUGGAUUCACCUAAAAGUGAGGAAUCACUGAAUCUACUUCAGGAUGGGGCAUCCAUAGAUCCCAGUCAGAGUGGGGAAUCACCUGAUCCACUUCAGGCUGCGGCAUCCAUAGAUCUAGAUCAGAGUGGGGAAUCACUAGAUGGAGACAAGGAAUCCCUGGACCCAGCUGAGAGCAUGGAAUCCCUCGAUCCAAUCAACUAA
Sinocyclocheilus anshuiensis is the source of this 1110-nucleotide messenger RNA. RefSeq lists its product as uncharacterized. NCBI's taxonomy places the organism in Eukaryota, Metazoa, Chordata, Actinopteri, Cypriniformes, Cyprinidae. The transcript has 5 exons. The coding region runs from base 1 to 1110 and encodes 369 amino acids. The record is from RefSeq and is a predicted model, not a curated record.